Molecule: messenger RNA, 1515 nt
Organism: Talaromyces marneffei
Lineage: Eukaryota; Fungi; Ascomycota; Eurotiomycetes; Eurotiales; Trichocomaceae
Exons: 4
Coding region: 1-1515 (504 amino acids)
Biological process (GO): ceramide biosynthetic process; sphingosine biosynthetic process
Cellular component (GO): endoplasmic reticulum
Molecular function (GO): pyridoxal phosphate binding; serine C-palmitoyltransferase activity
Source: RefSeq, a predicted model, not a curated record
AUGGACGUCCACGAAGCACAACGAAUUUUGACGGACUUUCUGCAAGAAUUGUCCACCUUGUUCCACCGCGUCCCCGGUUCUGCGAUCUUGCUCCGUUACGUAAAAUCCAGUUAUCAGAACGACCCAAUUCGCUCAGCUGUCGAAUUGUUUCUGUUUCUUUUUGCCGUUCGCUAUCUUCUUGCGCCGAAGUACUCGACAAAGCCUGGAAUCGUGAAACUUUCGGAGGAGGAGAUUGAUGAUCUGGUCGAUGAAUGGACACCAGAGCCUCUCGUCGGCAGCCCGACGGCGUUGGAAGAGGUUGAGGUCGAGAGGAGGACAGUUAUUGUCGGACCGACUGGGCCCAAAGUCAAAUUGUCGAAUGGACGAACUGUCAUGAAUUUGGCAUCUUAUAAUUUUUAUAAUUUCACCUCGAAUGAAUCGCUUAAGGAAAAAGCCAUUCAGACCCUGCGGACUUACGGUGUUGGACCUUGCGGACCUCCAGGUUUUUACGGGACUCAAGACGUGCACAUCAAGACCGAAGCGGAUGUCGCUGCCUUCCUGGGUACAGCGGCGUGUAUCAUAUAUGCCCAGGCCUUUUCAACCAUCUCGAGUGUUAUCCCCGCGUUUUCUAAGAGAGGAGAUAUUAUUGUUGCUGAUAAGGGUGUGAGUUAUGCUAUCCGCAAAGGUAUUCAAAUUUCUCGAAGCACUGUGCGAUGGUACGAACAUAAUGAUAUGGAAGAUCUGGAGCGUGUGCUUGAAAAGGUUACCCGGGAGCAAGCGCGCAAGCCUUUGACUCGCCGCUUUAUCAUCACUGAGGGCUUGUUUGAGUCUAUUGGUGACAUGGUGGACCUGCCUAGAAUUGUUGAACUCAAAUCUAAAUACAAAUUCCGCCUCAUCUUGGACGAGACCUGGUCUUUCGGUGUUCUUGGACGCAACGGUCGUGGUAUCACGGAGCACCAGAAUGUCGAUGCGACUGAGGUUGAUAUGAUAGUCGGUUCUCUUGCCGGUCCUGUUAUUGCGGGAGGUGGUUUCUGCGCAGGAUCCGAGGAGAUUGUCCACCAUCAGCGUAUUUCGGCAUCAGCAUACACAUUCUCUGCCGCUUUACCUGCUCUCUUGUCGACUACUGCUAGUGAAACCAUCAAUAUGAUGCAGACCAACCCCGACCUUUUUGUUCAGCUUCGAUCCAAUAUCAAGAUUAUGUGGUCACAACUUGACCCACGCAGCGACUGGAUGUACUGUACCAGUGCACCAGAGAAUCCAGUUAUGAUAAUGGCCAUCAAGCCGGAGAUUGUGUCUUCGAGGAAGUUGUCUUUUGAGGACCAGCAGUUUUUGUUGCAAGAUAUCGUAGAUGAGACCCUGGCAAAUGGCGUGCUUAUUACUCGCUUGAAGUCAUUGCCCGACAGUGUGACGCCAAGUCAACAAGUCCUCCCAUCUCUCAAGAUCUGCCUGACAACCGGUUUGACGAAGCGCGAAGUCGAAAAAGCCGGCACGAUAAUCAGACACGCGAUUACGAAAGUAUUGGGCAAAAAACGAUAA